AUGAGUAUUUUCAAGUGGUUUAAUAAAGUAUUUGGUAUCGACGAUCCAAAAUCUAGGUAAAUAAUUCAAGCAUUUUUCUAUUUAAAAUAUAAAAGUUUUUUUUUUUCAGUAAUGAUUUGCCAUCUGAAUUCCGAUUACCUACUGAAAACACAAAUAUUGAUGUCAGAAAUCAUAAUUUUGGACCUAAUGAUAUUAAUGGUAAAUUUUUCUUCUGUUUAAAUUAUCAUUAAAUUAAUCCUGCGUGUAUUGAAUACACUUUUAAUCAGACAGAAUAUACUUGAAUGCAUUUUAAUGAUCUACUAAAUAUUAAUUAUAUAACAACAAAAAAAACUUCUACUCUCCAUAUUUCAGUAUGAAAUAUUUUAAAUUUUCAAAAUAAUUAAUUUACCUACCAACAAAUAAUUCUUAAGGAACCAAUAUUUAUUUAUAAUUUUUUGAACAAGCAUAUUGUGUGUCCUAAUCUACUGUCUGAAAUUGUUUUUUUAUAUCCUGUAGUAAAACAAAAAACUUACAUUUAUUCACAACACCACAAUAUAAAGUCUACAGAGAGAAUAGUACAAUCUUUUUUCAAGAGCUUUUAUUUUCUGCCCGAUAAAAUAUUUACAGAAUUACAUUUUUUUUCUUCUUAUAACACAUUCAAAUUUAAAGUUUUAGAACUAACAAAAUAACUAUUUUAAUUUGUAAUAAAAACAUCUUAUAUUUUUCUUUUUAUUUAGUACAUAAUCAAUUAAUUAUAUUGUGUUUUAAUUAAUCAACUCUUAUUUAUUUUUACACUUGUAAGUUUUUCUUCGGCACUAUUUAUUGUAUUGACACUAUAAUUUUAAGAAGAGAUUACUACAUUAUUUUAGGUAUUAUUAAAUUAACAACUUUUAAUUCUAUAAAUUACUAUAACAGAAUUUUUUCUUAUUUGUAAUAUACUUAAAAAAGUAUUUGUAGAAUACGGUUAAUAAUCACAUAUAAUAAAAUGUAUAGAUUCAUUUAUUGAUGAAAUGACCAAUGAUUUUGAUGAGCAACUAAAAAACGUUAUGGUUGAUCUUGGAGGAAUGCUUGGAGAAAUGUUAAGAGGUUUUCAAAUUCCAGAUGACGAUAGUACCUUUGAAGAUAAUGUAAACUUUAUUGAAAACAGUAAAUUUUUAUGGAUUUCUGUCAAAAAUAUUUUAAUAUAACAAUAUUUAUAUAUUUGUUAAUUGUAUUUAAUUUAGGAAAUUUUAAUCAAUUAUCAAAUAAAGAAGAAUAUUAUAAUGGUGUACCGAAAAAAAAUUUCAUAGCAAGAAAUUAUUUUCUCUCUCCUAGGUAACUAAAUACUCUAAUUAAAAUUUUUGGUUUAUUCUUAAUUUGUUUUAAUAAUUUUAAAUAUCAUCAGUUUGGUUGAACCAGUGGCUAGUGAGACAAUAUCACCAAGAUUAUCACCAAAUGUUAGACAGGUCUGGUAUACAGUAUACAAUUAUUUAGUUAAUUAAGAAACUAUAAUUGAUUUAUAUUGAAUUAUGUUAUUUAAUUUACAGAAUAAUAGUAAAUCGUAUAGUCGUAUUUUUGGAAAUUGGAAUGGCAAAAUGAUUGAAAAAGAAACUACCACUAGACAAUUAUUUGAUGGAAUUACUGAACAUGUAACUGUUUUGAAAGACGGAAAUCAAAAAUGUAUAACAAUAGUAACUGAAAACUCGAGAACUGGAGAAAAAAAUUGCAAUAAACAAUUGGUUAACUUGGAUGAAAGUAAUUACUAUUUUAUUUAAUAUUUAACUUCUACACUAAGUUAGGUAUAUAUAAUUGAGAAAUUAUUAGUAAAGAAAAAAAAAACAGAAAAAUAUUUAAGAAUUAAUUUAUAUUUAUUAAUAAUAUAUACACAUUUUUUUUUUUAGGUCAGUUGGUUGAAUUCGAAAAUCGAUUUUCUAAAUUGAUGUGGUGA
Messenger RNA from Cinara cedri, 1906 nucleotides. The record is from the annotation of a GenBank genome assembly. NCBI's taxonomy places the organism in Eukaryota, Metazoa, Arthropoda, Insecta, Hemiptera, Aphididae.